Molecule: messenger RNA, 1536 nt
Organism: Aedes aegypti (yellow fever mosquito)
Lineage: Eukaryota; Metazoa; Arthropoda; Insecta; Diptera; Culicidae
Exons: 5
Coding region: 569-1177 (202 amino acids)
Cellular component (GO): extracellular region
Molecular function (GO): chitin binding
Source: RefSeq, a predicted model, not a curated record
UUCAGAUUGAGACGUUCUGUGUAAGGAUUAGUAUUCUUGGCCGGGUCCGUUCUAUCGUCGUAAUCCUCGUCGCACACCGGUUUAUGCAUGCUGUUUUAUGCAAAGUAUGUUGUUGUGCGAUUGGUGUAUUUGCCGUGUGUAAUUUUGCGCCGUUUCAAUAAGAAAAGUGUGUCGUGAGCUAAAGCAAGUCCCAUCUUCAUCGGUCUUCAGCGGUGGAAACGUACUCCAAACGGGAAAAUAUAAAUACAAAGUGACAUAAUAAUUAUCAUCAUCAACAAGAGCAGCAGCAGCCUCAGCGGUUUGUAGCCAUCGGAGCAUCUUCUUCAAUCUGUUGGUCCAACUCAGCAGGUCUUCACGGGAUUUUAAUCAGCGCGCAUCUUCCAUCGCAACACACUCUCUGCACAGCUGCACCGUAGGCAAAGUACCUAGAUAUUCAAGCCGAAGCCGUUCAUUGAAAGUGAGAGUUCAUCGCGCGUGUCGCGCUUACGUUUAGUGUUGUGGUAAUUGUUGUUGUGGCUGUUGCGCGUUCAGUUCAGGAAGACAUCGGUCAGCCCCCCCGUAGAAGAAGAUGUUCCUACGACGGUCAUCUCUGGCAGUGCUGGUCAUAUUUGGAUACCUGCUAAUUAUAGAUGGUCACGAAGAGAGCGUCGUGCGGUCAAAACGGCGCGGUCGGAAACCACGGGUCUCCGUCGUUUCGCAGAGGGUGGACGAGGAACCGAGCCAAAACCUGGAGAACAGCGACAGCAGCAGCUCCGGGGACGUUUCACCGGUGGUGCCGCCAGGAUUUUUGAGCCCCUCGGUACAGGAGUACCUGGAGCUGGGAAAGUCCAUUCCCGGUCGCCCCGGAACGGACUACCCAAUCCUAGCUGCCGUUCCGUACACGAAUUUCUACUGUGAUGAGCAAGAGUACCCCGGGUUUUUCGCAGACAUGGAAACCAGGUGUCAAGGUUGGCACUACUGCGACAUCGACGGCCGGCAAGCCACGUUCCUCUGUCCGAACGGAACGCAAUUUUCGCAGGCCGUCUUCGUGUGCGACUGGUGGUUCAACGUGCGGUGUGACCUGUCGCCUCGGUUAUACGCCAUCAACGCCCGGCUGUACCAGCGCCCGAAGGUGAACCCCACCAGGAAGCACCGGGUCAUCACCAAGCAGCUGGUCGAGGAUAUCUUCAACAAAUAAUGGAGUUCCAGUGGAUGAAUGGAUGGUGGCGGGCGGAAGGCGUGGUCGGUUGGAUCUCACCGCGAGAUCCAUCCAAGUUCCUCUAAUCUUGGCUGAACAGCAAUGGGGAGCGGAGUUUUGAGUGGAUUUGAGCGAGAAAUGAGUUGGAUGAUAAUGAGAGUUGGGAUUCUUCCCGGAGUGAAUGGGAGAGUGCUUGAGAGAUGAUUCUAACUUUUGUACUCUUGUACUAGUGAAGAGUGUGAUGAAUUUUCAAAAUAUUGACGAGUACCUUGCGUAACAUUUCAAAAGAACCUAAGUAACAGUGAAAAAUUAUCUCCUCUCUCGCUCUCUUUCGAUUAUAACAGUGCAAUACUGAAGCU